Mycena citricolor is the source of this 2386-nucleotide messenger RNA. Lineage: Eukaryota; Fungi; Basidiomycota; Agaricomycetes; Agaricales; Mycenaceae. The record is from the annotation of a GenBank genome assembly.
AUGCCGCAGGGAAGACAGUCGCUAUUCUCCAAAGAAGAGUUGGAGUUUCUCAAUUCCCAGGUCGGGGACUUCGAGGCUGCUCAGGUUCACAAGCGAAUCUCCCAAUGGUUCCCGAAAGCUGAGCGGGACUUCCUCGACAAGUUCCCACUACCAGCUGGAGAAGACGCAGCAAAGGCUAGGGUGCGAUAUCAAAAAUGGUUCUAUAACCGGAAGCAAGGCAACGCAAAGCUGGAUCGUGUUGCCUUGCGAGGCACACUGGCUGCCACCAUCUUCAAAUCUCUGAAACCAAAGGGAAGGCGUCGGCAGCGUAUAGAGCUGUUUCAGCAGCAGAAUGCUGGUGAAGUCAAGGCAGCGUUGGAAUCAGCCACCCGGGGAGAGCUAUUGGGUUUUGAAUUGGAACCCGAAGAGGCUAGCGGCGAGUCAGAGAAUGAAUUGAGCAGCCAGGGGAUUCUCAAAUCAGCUCUGUCCAAAAAGCGUGCACGGGAUAUGGGGCUCCGUCGUAAAGUUGUUCAAUUCCUGUACGAACAGGCGAGCGAGGAGCAGAAAAGCAAGGUAGAAAAGGCUUACGAAGAGCAGGGAGGUAACGAGGCGAAUACCCCAUGCGAGCUGCCUGUUGAGAAGAGGAAGCCGGAGCAGAUCCAGGAGGGAAUCGACCAGCUCGAUAAAAUAUUUGCCGAGGUGCUUGAUGGGGUUGAGCGGAUGACUGGCUGGCGCGGUAUCGUGCUUGUAGGCGGACCAAUGCCGUCUUUUCAGGGCAAGAUUGCAACAAAGACAAUCACCACAGGGAUUCAAGGCACAGGCCAGCAACCGCUAAAUAAGUCCUUGGUCAUGUGGGAUGAUGUGUUAAAGGGCACAGGGGAAUGGCUGCGUCGAGGAUUUGAUCCAGAAACACGUGCCGCAUGGGCGCUUACUGCUUCCAGCCCGCUCACUCAUGCCUUGGACGGCGACCUGAUCACUCAUCUGGAUGUAGAAAAAACCAACAACAGCGACGGAAACGGCAGCGCUGACGGUGCAAGUGGCCAACAUGGCCUAGCGGUGGCAGAUCCUACAUCUUUGAAUGCGUCUCAGACUUGUGAGGAUCCCGCACAUGCAGAAGCAACGCCGCCAUCUCUGUCAAUGUCUAUGGAGACAGAUGGGUCUCAAGCGCUUGAAAACGCCUUAGAUGUGGGCUUGGAUGCUGAUUUCGGCCUGGAUCCAUUUCUCUGGGAUUUUGAUCGCGUGUUGGGCAAUGAUCAAAUGGGGAAUGCUGAUACCGAGGUUGAACAGAACACAGGGUGGAUGGGUCAGGGCGUUGGUAUGGGAGUUAGUGCUGGUGCCAGCUUGAGUGGGGGGUGGGUGUCAGAUGGAUGUGAUACGCAGUCAGGUUUCAGUGCCUCCUCACCCUACCCUCUGCGACCACUAUCAUCAGGUCCUGCCUCGCCGGCAGCAGAGUCUGUGGGCGCUUUUCCUCGACCAUCUACUCCACCAGCGCUUCUUCUGCCAUCUGGGCUACCAUCUGUGCAGCCGUCAGUCUCAUCUGGCACAGCUUCCACUGACAAGUUGUGGUCACCAACUGUCCCAAGCACGUGGCCGACGCCCGCCUCAAACCACGGCGCAUUGCUUAUGUUGCCUUCCAGACAAAACUCAUCAGGAUCUGCGCUUCUUGGCAUCAGCGCUGUUGGCAUCAGCGCCGAUCCUUCCAUGAUCAUGACACCGACCGCCAUAGCUCCCGGGGUCACGACACCAGCUCCAGUGGCUCCGGACCUUUCUUCGACAAACUACCCAGAGUCACGCCCAAAGGUUAACGCUCCAAAGGCUGCGAGGGCCCCAAAGGCUCCCGUGCUUGAUGCGGGAGAUCUUUCUGUCGAAACACCGGGAUUUGGUGGACAGGGAGGCGGAGAUGGCAAAGGUGCCAGUGGGAGACAACAUGGGCGGGGUGGCGGUCGUGGCCGCAGCAGCGGACGUGGCCGGGGUGCACCGAAACACGCAACCUCGCGGGACGUUGGUACUGUAAACCCGAUCCCGGACCCCAAUGAAGAGUGCCCGCUGGAUUUCCAACCUGACUAUCAUCAUGGGUCCGGAGGUGGGGGGUGCAACAGACCACAAGGUAGUUCCAGUCAGCCUAAGCCAAAGCAACGCGCAACGGUCAUUGCUAACAAUCCGGCCGUUGAAGUUCCUGCGACCCGCCAUUGCAAGAAGGCGGUGACUUGGGGAGAGCCGAUGACCGUCGCUCAACGCCAGGCUGAGCAGUACAUGCGAAAUGAGGAGCUCGAAUUGCUCAACAGCGGCAGAAGUCGGAAACGAGCUGGAGGUGCUGAGCCUACCGCUGAUCCGAAGCGUAAAAAGAGGUAGUGUUAUAGAUAUUAUCACAUAGCUUCGGAGGCACUUGGUUUCGAUGCAAUGAUUG